This is a messenger RNA of Triticum dicoccoides, 1960 nucleotides long. RefSeq lists its product as uncharacterized. NCBI's taxonomy places the organism in Eukaryota, Viridiplantae, Streptophyta, Magnoliopsida, Poales, Poaceae. The transcript has a single exon. Bases 7 to 1401 code for a protein of 464 amino acids. The record is from RefSeq and is a predicted model, not a curated record.
AUAGACAUGGAAGAAGCAGGAGGCGCCGCUGGCGCCGUCCGGGCCGUGUCCCGGCGACUGGUCCGGCCGUCGAUCGGCGACGCGCCGCCGCCGGAGGACAUCCACCUCACGCCGUGGGACCUCCGCUUGAUCAGCGUCGACUACAUCCAGAAGGGCCUCCUCCUGCCCGCGCCUCCCGCCGGCGGCGACCGCCUCGUCGGCACCCUCGCGUCGUCCCUGGCGCGCGCCCUGGGCAGGUACUACCACUUGGCCGGCCGUCUCGCCGUCGAGGAGCGGGGCGACGGGACAGUCGACGUCAGGCUGCGCUGCACCGGGGAGGGCGCCGAGCUCGUCCACGCGACGGCGCCCGGCGUCGCCGUCGCGGACAUUGCCGGCUCGGUGUACACCCCGUCAUCGGUGGUCCGGGCCUUGUUCCCGUUGAACGGGGUGCUUGGCGCGGACGCAGCCGUCGAUUCGCUCCCCGUGCUGUCGGCGCAGGUCACCGAGCUCGCCGACGGCGUGUUCGUCGGCGUGUCGUUGAACCACUCCGUCGGCGACGGCUUUGUCUUUUGGGAGUUCUUGAACGCUUGGUCGGAGAUCAACCGGGGAGGAGGAGCAACCAGCGACCUAAGAGCGAUCUCCGCGCGGGUGCACCGGAGGUGGUUCACUGAUGCCAGCCCCGUGCCGAUCCCCCUGCCUUUCAGCAAGCUGCAGCACGUCGUUCGGCGAUUUGAUCCCCCGAUUAUGCAAGAGUGUUUCUUCACCUUCUCCGCCGCGAGCGUCAAGGAGCUCAAGGCGAGGGCGAACGACGAGAUGGCCGGCACGGCCACCGCCACCAUCUCCUCUCUCCAGGCCCUGCUCGCGCACCUGUGGCGAGCGGUCUCCCGAGCGCGGCGCCUCCCGCCGGGGAAGGAGACGUCCUACAGCCUGGCCGUCGGAUGCCGAGGGCGCCUGAGCGGCAUACCGCCGGGAUACAUGGGCAACGCGCUAGUGCCCGGCACGGCGAGCUGCACCGUCGGCGAGAUUCUGGGCAGGGGGCUAGGCUGGACGGCGUGGCAGCUGAACCGCGCCGUGGCGUCGUUCGACGAGGAGUCCGUGAGGGAGUGGCUGGAGAGCUGGACCAGGGAGCCGCAGUUGCGGUACUUUGGGAGCCUUAUGUCCGGAGGCGCGGCGCUGAUGACCGGGAGCUCGCCGCGGUUCGACGUGUUCGGGAACGACUUUGGGUGGGGGAAGCCGGCCGCCGUGCGUAGCGGCCGCGAGGGCAAGAUUGAUGGGAAGGCGACGGUGUACGAAGGGCCGGAUCGGGGAGGGAGCAUGUCCCUAGAAGUGUGCAUCGCGCCUGACGCGAUGGAGAGGCUCGUCGCCGACGAGGAGUUCAUGGACGCCGUCACGAUGUUGCCGGCCCAACAUCAACAUGGGUGAUCAAAUUCUAGCUACUCUUAUGGGCCAUUUUCCAAAUACAUCAUCGAUCAUCUCCGGUCUCGUCGUUCAACAAUCUCGCUCUAAUCAUGGAAAAUUGAAAGCAAAACUGUGAAAUUUUCGAAAAUGUUAUACGGAACCAUGGUUCAGCCGAACCUAUGGUUGACACCAUUGAUCUCUGGACACUUUUCAUAAGAAUCCGUGCAUGAUUAAUUAAAAAAUACAUGAUGGGAGCUGUUUGCAUGUUAAACAAUGCAUGACGCGGAUCCACAUGUAGCAGGAUGUUGAAUCGUACGGCGUCGACCAUAGGUUCGGCUGAACCAUAGUCCAGAAUCAUGCCUCUCUGAAAUUUUUUGUCUGAUCCAGACAGAAGCAAGUGCUCGCAGCGAGGUUAUUGCAAGAAUAAGAGCUGUUAUUAGUUUGAGUUUUCUUCUUUAUGGAUCAUUGCAAUGACCUAUACAUGCAUGUUGUCGGAAGAAACGAAUGUUGUGCUCCUAGUUCAACUUCAGUAACGUGUUAGGACCUAGGAGUGCAUUGUGUAUAAGUGAAUAGGAAAGCUAAU